AUGAACGGCCACGCAAACGGCCAUAUCAAUGGCUUCGCAAAUGGCACCUCUGAAAUAAUCGAUGUUGCCAUCAUCGGCGCAGGCAUCUCCGGCCUCAACGCCGGAUACCGCGUCCAAACAAAACUCCCCAAUGCCACAUACCAAAUAUUCGAAGGUCGCGGCGACAUUGGAGGUACAUGGGAUCUUUUCAAAUAUCCCGGCAUUCGUUCCGAUUCAGAUUUCUACACUUUUGGGUUUGAGUGGAAUACAUGGGCCAAAGAUAACCCGAUCGUACCGGGCAGUGAUAUAAAACAGUAUUUGCAGGAAUCGAUUAAGAAGACCGGGAUCGAUAAGCAUAUUCGCUUUCAUCAUCGGUUGGAGGCGAUGGAAUGGUCGUCUGAGGAUCAAUAUUGGACUCUGACUAUCGAUGUUCAGGGACAGACCAAACAUGUGCGGGCGCGAAAUAUCAUCGUUGGAACUGGGUACUACGAUUACAAUCAGCCUCUGAGCGCUGAAAUACCUGGUCUACAAAACUUCAAGGGACAAGUGAUCCAUCCACAAUUCUGGCCCGAGAAUCUCGACUAUGCCAAUAAGAAGGUGGCUAUCAUCGGCAGCGGUGCAACGGCAGUCACGCUUGUACCUAAUCUAUCACCGACAGCAGCACAUGUUACCAUGAUUCAGCGCAGCCCGACAUAUGUAUACCCACUUCCGAAUAACACGCGCAGCUGGUUCAGUUUCUUACUUCCUAGUUUCAUUCGUCAUAAGCUUAGUCGAAUGUUUUUCAUCUUCUUGCAGCGGUACAGUUAUGAGCUAUGUCGCGCAUACCCACGACAGGCCCGAUAUUUCCUGUUACGACGCAUGCAAUCCCUUCUUCGCGGAGCGUUGCCUAUCGACCCUCAUUUUACACCGCGAUAUAACCCCUGGGAUCAACGACUUUGUCUUGCACCGGAUGGCGAUUUCUUUACAGCCCUGCGCUCCGGUAAGGCAGACGUCAAAACGGGCACGGUCAAGUCUAUGACGGAAAACACCAUCAUUCUCAACAAUGGCGAAGUGAUAGAAGCAGACAUCCUCAUCACCGCGACAGGGUUACGAAUCUCCGUCGCAGCCGGAGUACCCAUCAAAGUCGAUGGCGAGAAGAUCGAUCUCUCCCAGAAAUACCUCUGGAAUGGGUGCAUGCUGCAAGACGUUCCAAAUCUGUGCUAUGUCAUCGGAUACAUCAAUGCCUCCUGGACACUGGGUGCCGAUGCCACUGCACUGCUUUUUGUUCGUAUAUUGCAAUACAUGAAACGUCGUAACGCGAUUGUUGCUGUUCCUCGAGUCGAGGAUCCAUCCGCCUUGACUCCAAAACAACUCAUCAAUAUGAGCUCGACGUACUUUGAGAGAGCGCAAAAGGUUAUGCCCAAGACAGCGGAGGAGUAUCCGUGGCGACCAAAGGGGAGCUAUUAUGUGGAUAUUUGGCAGGCGAUGUUUGGGCGGGUUGAUAAGGGGAUUGAGUAUAUUUCUGCUAAGUGA
This is a messenger RNA of Talaromyces amestolkiae, 1491 nucleotides long. RefSeq lists its product as uncharacterized. The coding region runs from base 1 to 1491 and encodes 496 amino acids. The record is from RefSeq and is a predicted model, not a curated record. NCBI's taxonomy places the organism in Eukaryota, Fungi, Ascomycota, Eurotiomycetes, Eurotiales, Trichocomaceae. Gene Ontology annotation, molecular function: N,N-dimethylaniline monooxygenase activity; NADP binding; flavin adenine dinucleotide binding. The transcript has a single exon.